Messenger RNA from Tripterygium wilfordii, 694 nucleotides. Its product is annotated as eukaryotic translation initiation factor 1A-like. Gene Ontology annotation, molecular function: translation initiation factor activity; RNA binding. Bases 77 to 514 code for a protein of 145 amino acids. The transcript has a single exon. The record is from RefSeq and is a predicted model, not a curated record. Gene Ontology annotation, biological process: translational initiation. Gene Ontology annotation, cellular component: cytoplasm. Lineage: Eukaryota; Viridiplantae; Streptophyta; Magnoliopsida; Celastrales; Celastraceae.
AAAUGGGUGGUAUACAUGGAUCAAUUAGGGUUUCAGAGGGGAGAAUUUUCUGUCCAAUUAGGGCUUCAAGAGCAAGAUGCCGAAGAACAAGGGUAAGGGAGGAAAGAAUCGCAAGAGAGGAAAGAACGAGGCCGAUGACGAGAAGCGUGAGCUGGUCUUCAAAGAGGACGGUCAGGAGUACGCGCAAGUGCUGCGUAUGCUGGGAAAUGGCCGAUGCGAGGCCACGUGCAUCGACGGAAACAAGCGUCUCUGCCACAUACGAGGCAAGAUGCACAAGAAGGUCUGGAUCGCAGCCGGUGAUAUUAUUCUCGUCGGCCUCAGGGACUACCAGGACGAUAAGGCCGAUGUGAUUCUCAAGUACAUGCCCGAUGAGGCCAGGCUCUUGAAGGCUUACGGAGAGCUACCUGAGAACACCAGGUUGAAUGAAGGGAUUGCUGGCGGGCUUGAAGAGGAGGACGACGGCGCUGGUGAUAACUACGUCGAGUUUGAGGACGAGGACAUUGAUAAGAUCUAAAUCCUUCUCUUAUGCUUUUUCGUUUUCUUUGCCAUUUACCUUCUGUUACGAUGAUAUGUAAUAUUGGAUAAUUCUAGUUUUAUCGUGUUGGUGAUUCUGAUGCAAUAAUAUUGAGGAGUUUUACAAUAAUUCUCAAAAUAAUGAUUUGUAAAGUUUAUAUGUGAUAAUUUUCUUGAACUU